AUGGCGCCGCAACGUGCCGAAGAUUCUAACAAGAGUGCCAAGGAAGUAUUGGAUGAAUUUGGGCAACAAGUGUACAAAGAAAAAGUGGAAAAGGAUGCUAAAAUAUAUAAAGGUGAAUUGGAAGGAAAUUUGGCAAGCUCAUCAAUUUUGGGGGAAACAGCGAGCACCGAUAAACCGUGCACAUUUGAAUAUAAUAAACUUCUUGGUGCUCGCGGUAAAAGGCAUCCGUGCGGAAAUAGACAAACAGUUCGUUUUUCCGAUGAAUAUGGAGGUCAAUGUACAUUUAAUAGAAUAAAAGAUAGUGAACAUAAUAAUAAUGAUGUUGGGGCCUGUGCUCCUUUCAGACGAUUACAUCUAUGUGAUUAUAAUUUGGAAAAAAUGGGCUCAACGAAAAUCAAGGAUAAAAAUGUUUUGCUGGCCGAGGUGUGUAUGGCAGCAAAAUAUGAAGGACAAUCAUUAUUAAAACAAUAUGAAGAACAUAAAAACAAUUAUCCUCAUACCAAUAUAUGUACAGUAUUGGCACGAAGUUUUGCGGAUAUAGGAGAUAUCGUACGCGGCAAAGAUCUUUUCCUUGGUCAUCAACAAAGAAAAAGAAAAUUAGAAGAGAAUUUAAAACAAAUGUUUGAGAACAUUAAGAAAAAUAAUGAUAAAUUAGAUAAAAUUUCAAUCGAACAAGUUAGGGAAUAUUGGUGGAACGCUAAUAGAGACCAAGUAUGGGAAGCCAUCACCUGCCAUGCUGCACAUAGUGAUGAAUAUUUCAGAAAAUCAACAGACGGAGUAACUUUAUAUUUUGAUGGUCGAUGCGGUCGUGAACUUUCGAGUGUCCCAACAUAUUUAGAUUACGUCCCUCAAUUUUUACGUUGGUUCGACGAAUGGAGUGAAGAAUUUUGCCGAAAACGAAAUAUUACAUUAAAAUCGGCCAAGGAAGAGUGUCAAAAUGACUCAAAAAAAUUAUAUUGUAGCCUUAAUGGAUAUAAUUGUACGAGACUUAUUCCAAAUAAAAAUUAUUGUUCUAGGGAUCCUAUUUGUACUCCGUGUUCGAAUAAAUGCAUUCCUUAUGACCUUUGGUUAAGGAAUCGACGAGAUGAAUUUAACAUGCAAAAGGGAAAAUAUGAAAAUGAAAUAAAAACAUAUGAAUCUGACAAUGAUAUAUCUAAUAGUAAUAUUAAUACGGAAUAUUAUAAAUCAUUUUAUAAAAAAUUUGCAAAAAGUGACUAUAAAAAAGUGCAUGAUUUUUUAACGUUACUAAAUAAUGGAAGGUAUUGCAAAGAAGGAGUAGACGGAAAAGAUGCUAUUGAUUUUAAUAAGACUGAUGAUAAAGAUGCGUUUGAUCGUUCAGAAUAUUGCCAACCCUGUCCCGCUUGUGUAGUUGAAUGUGACGGUGGAAAAUGUGAAGAGAAAAAAAACAGUGAUGGUACUUGUAUUGAAGCACAGAUAUAUACAGUUGUACGAGAUGAGACGCCUACUCCAAUUAAAGUUCUCUUUAGCGGAGACCACCAGAAAGAUAUAACAAAAAAAUUAAGUUCAUUCUGUAAGAACCCAGAAAGUGAAAAUAAUAGGGACUAUCAAACAUGGCAAUGCUAUUAUAAAAGUAGUGAUUAUAAUAAUUGUGAAAUGAAAGGUUCAUUAUACAAGGUUGAAGGAGAUCCUAACAUUAUUGUAUCUCAUGAAUGUUUUCACUUGUGGGUGCAAAGUUUAUUAAUAGACACCAUAAAGUGGGAAACCAAACUUAAGAAGUGCAUAAAUAAUACUAACGUCACGAAUUGUUAUAAUAAAUGUAACAAAAAUUGUGAAUGUUUUGAAAAUUGGGUUGAACAAAAAAAAAAAGAAUGGGAAAAUGUAAACGAUGUAUACAAAGAUCAGAAACAAAGUUUGGGCAUUUAUUAUGAAAAACUCGAAAAUCUUUUUAAAAGUAAUUUUUUUCAAGUUAUGAAAGCUCUUGAGGGAGAUGAAAAAGGAAAAUGGUAUCAAUUUAAGGACGAUUUAAAAAAAAAAUUUGAACCUUCCGAAAAAAACACACGUACUACAGAUUCGCAAGAUGCAAUAAAACUCAUAUUAGAUCACUUAAAAGAUAAUGCCACAACAUGCAAAGACAAUAAUUCAUUAGAAGAAGAUGAAAAUUGCCCCAAAACUAAAAUAAACCCAUGUAUAAAACGCACUCGUAUACCCACUCGUGGUGCUAGUAACAACCUUGUGAGUGUGAAACAUAUAGCCGAACUGAUGCAACGGAGCGCGAGGAAACAAUUGGAGGCCGGUGCAGGUGAAAUUAAUUUGAAGGGCGAUGCAACAAAAGGGAAAUACACAAAAAAAAAUGGUAAGGCAGUUGCGUUGAAUGACAUAUGUAGUAUAGAUGUCCAACAUUCCAAUUCUACAUAUAGAUCGGAAAAACCAUGUGCAGGAAAAAAUACAGGCAGGUUUGACAUAGGAACUCCAUGGAAAACUGGGACAAACGUAAAAAUGACAGAAGACCAGGCUUAUAUGCCACCACGACGUGAACAUAUGUGUACAUCCAAUUUGGAAUAUUUAGAAACGGAUCAAGGCCCACUUAAGAAUAGUGAUGGAAAGUUUGUUAAUCAUUCUUUUUUGGGUGAUGUGUUACUUGCAGCAAACCAUGAAGCAAAAAAAAUAAAGGAACUGUAUACAAAAGAUAAUGGACUAAAUGACCUAAAGGACAAAGAAACUGUAUGUAGAGCAAUGAAAUAUAGUUUCGCCGACCUUGGAGACAUUAUACGAGGAAGAGACAUGUGGGAUAAUGAAACUGGUAUGAAACAUGCAAAAAAACAUUUGAAAGAUGUUUUUGAUAAUAUCCGUAAGUCACUCAAAAACAAAGGCAACCAAAAAUAUAACUAUGAUGACAAAAAAUUACCCCCAUAUAAAGAAUUAAGAGAAGAUUGGUGGGAAGCAAAUAGACAUCAAGUUUGGAGAGCUAUGAAAUGUGCAAUAAAAGAGGCCACCAUUGACAAUUGUAAUGGUAUCCCCAUAGAAGAUUAUAUUCCUCAAAGAUUAAGAUGGAUGACCGAAUGGGCCGAAUGGUACUGUAAAAUGCAAUCACAGGAAUAUAAGAAAUUACAGGAUGCGUGUACGGGUUGUAAAAAAAAGGUGGAUUCAUGUACUAAAGGCACUCCAGAUUGUGAGCAGUGCGAUAAACAAUGUAAACAAUAUACUGAAUUUAUUACAAAAUGGCAACCUCAAUGGGAAACAAUGUCAUAUAAAUACCAAACAUUAUACGAAGAAGCAGAACGUGAUGCUACAUCUGGUUCUGUUAAAAAACGUACCCAACUUUCAAAGGAAGAUCAACGUGUUGUUGAUUUCUUGAAACAAUUACUACUACGAAAUAGUGCUGCCGCACGUAAUCGUGUUAUACGUGCUGCUGGUAGUAGUGCCACUGGGGGCACCACCGCCAUGACCCCGAACACCCCCUACAGCACCGCUGCAGGGUACAUCCACCAUGAAUUGGGGAAGACCGUGGGGUGCAACGUACAAACAAAAUUUUGUAAACACAAAAUUGGUAGUAAAGCUAGUGGUACAGAAAACAAAGAAUAUGCCUUUAGAGAAAAACCAUAUGAUCAUGAUGAUGCGUGUGCUUGCAGGCCACCAAAACCCACUGGAGGUCCUGGCGCUGGAGAAAGUCCCGCCCGCUCCGACGCCGACUCACGCGGCCCCGCCACUGUUGGUGCCGGCGAAGUCGAAGAAGAUGGCGACGAAGUCGAUUCCGAAGAAGAAGAAGACGAAGUCGAGGAGGAGCCGCCGGCGGAAGAGGUGUGUGAGAUGGUGGACACACUUCUUGAUGAAUCAAAUGGUGGAAAAAAUGGAAUAAAUGGUUGUAAUCCAAAAGAUCAAGUUCAACCUUAUCCUGGAUGGGAUUGUAAACUAAGUACGUUUAAAGAUAAAGAACACGGUUCUUGUAUGCCUCCAAGAAGAAUAAAAUUAUGCGUAAGUGGUUUAACACAAACAAAUAAUAUAAUAAAUAAAGAAGAUAUAAGAACACAUUUUAUUACAUGUGCGGCUAUAGAAACAUAUUUUGCGUGGUUAAGAUAUAAAAAAAUUAAUACUGAAGCAGAUAAAGAAUUAAAAGAAGGAAAGAUUCCUGACGAAUUUAAAAGACAAAUGUUUUAUACAUUUGGUGAUUACCGAGAUAUAUUUUUUGGAACAGAUAUUUCUACACAUAACCAUAUUCCAGAGGUAUCAUCAAAAGUAAUAACCAUUUUAGAAAAGGAAAAUGGUACAAAAUCCGAAGACAAACAAAAAUUCAACAACGUAUUGCUUGAAGACUGGUGGAAAGAACAUGGACCUGAGAUAUGGGAAGGGAUGUUAUGCGCCCUAACAAAUGGCCUCACAGAUGACGAAAAAAAAAACGAAAUAAAAACCAAAUACUCAUACGACGAACUGAACAACGCCAAAAAAGGUGAUUCUUCCCUCGAGGAAUUCGCACAAACCUCCCAAUUUUUACGUUGGAUGACGGAAUGGGGAGAAGAUUUUUGUAAAAAACGGAAGGAACAGGUGGAGACGUUACAAAAGGCGUGUAAGUUCUAUGAGUGUAACAUUAAUGCUGAAGAUACCAAAACAAAAUGUGAAAAGGAAUGCAAAGUAUAUGAACAAUUUAUUAAACAAUGGAAACCUCAAUAUGAACAACAAAGCAAAAAAUUUACAACAGAUAAAGUACAACCUGAAUAUGCAGUUGAUGCCGACGUGAAGAAGUCUACACAUGCCUAUCAAUAUUUGAGCAAAAAAUUAAAAAAAAUUUGUCAAAAUGGAACUACUACUGACAAAUGUGAUUAUAAGUGCAUGGAAAAUGCGUCGAGACAACCACAAACAUCUGCUUGCAGCCAAGAACAACAACAACAAAACAAAUCAUCUACAGAAAACAACUAUCCUGAAGCGUUCGAUUGUCCUCCUAAAGAAAUUGCUGAUAAGUGCAAUUGUCCUAAACCUCCUGAACCUAAAUAUUGUGUAGACAAAACUGCAUAUGAUAUAAGAAAAGAGCGUGAGAAAAAGUCGGAUAAUAGUUUGAAAGGAAAUGGAACUGAUAUACCAUUGACUGAUUGUACAAAGGUAGAUACUAUUACGUUCUUUAACGAUAAUAUUGGUACUACAACAAUUAAUGAAAAAGAAAUGUAUAAGGUUUUUCCACCAAAUAGUGAUUCAUGUGAUAAUAAAUCAAGUAAUCGCUUCAACUCUGAAAAGCAAUGGUUAUGCAAUAAUAUAAAUCUAAAAAAAAAAAAUAUUUGUUUACCUCCUAGAAGACAAUAUAUGUGCCUAAGGAAAAUAGAAAGAAUGAUCACUAAAGAUGUUGACGACAAAGACAAAUUUUUCCAAGUAGUCAUGAAAGCAGCAAAAGAGGAAGGAAUAAGAAUAUUAAAAAAUUAUAAAGAACAAAAUAAAACUGAUUUUUCUGAAAUAUGUGAUGACAUGAAAUACAGUUUUGCCGAUCUAGGUGAUAUAAUUAGAGGAAAGGAUCUUUGGAAUACAGAUAAAAAUUAUAAGAACAUACAAGACAAAAUAAGAUACGUUUUCGAUUAUAUGCAUAAGAAGUUGAAUUCUGACGAUCAAAAGAGAUAUAAAGAUUUAGUGAAUCAUUAUGAUCUACGUUCUGAUUGGUGGGAUGCUAAUAGAAGAGACAUAUGGAAAGCUAUGACUUGUGCUGCACCAAGAAAUGCUUAUAUUUAUAAAACAACAGAAAAUAGUGAAACAAAAAUUCGUUCAACAGAUAUGUAUUAUUAUUGUGGACAUAAGGAUGAUCCACCUGAUAAUGAUUACAUUCCACAAAAACUAAGAUGGAUGACUGAAUGGUCAGAAUACUUUUGUAAAGAACUGAAUAGAAAACUGGAGCAAAUGAAAACAAAUUGUGAUAGUUGUAAACUUAAUGAUUCAAACUGUCGCGAUUCUAAUGAUGGAAACAACUGUAGGAAAUGUCAACAAAACUGCCAGGAAUAUACAAAACUAGUUAAUCAAGGGAAAAAACAAUUUAUUCUACAAGAUAACCAAUAUAAAGAAAUAUAUAAAAAAAUAAGUAAUAAUUCUGAUGGAAAAGCAUAUGUUGGUACACAUGUUGUUGAAUUUUUGAAAAAAGUAGAAAAAAACAAAUGCUCUGAUCUGAAUAGUGCUGAUAAAUAUCUUUAUAAAGGAAGUAACUGUAAAAAUUUGACGUUUACUGAAAAUGAUAACGAACAUAGGACUCGUACGUACGCUUUCACAGAAAAACCUAUAGAAUAUAAAAAUAAAUGUACAUGUGAAAUUACUAAUCAUCCUUUAGAUAAAUGUCCCACGCCACAGAAUAGAAUUAUAUGUAAUAACUUGAAACUUAUUAAUUCCUACAAAAAAAAUUAUACUAUUAAUCUUAAAGAAUGGAAUAACAACCUCGUACCUAAAAUUUCCAGUGAUAAUUAUGGUGUUUUAGUUCCACCUAGAAGAAAACAUAUAUGUCUUAGAAAUAUUACUGCAAAUUUUUUGGAAAACAAAAUAUAUGGCAAAGAAAAACUUAGAAAUGCUGUUCUUAAUGCUGCCUAUAAUGAAGCAUAUUUCUUAUGGACUGUAUAUAAUAAGGAUUCUACAACAGCAUUUGAAGCUAUAAAAUAUAGUUUUGCUGACUAUGGUGAUAUAAUAAAAGGUACUGAUAUCAUGGAGUCCUCAUUGUCUGAUAAAAUAGGUAAUAUAUUUACUAACACAAAAGAUACUAAUGCGCGUUCAAAAUGGUGGAACGAAAUUAAAUAUCAAGUAUGGCAUGCUAUGUUAUGCGGAUAUAGAACGGCAAAUGAUAAAUUUGUUAUUGAUGCUGAUACAUGUAAAUUACCUACAGAAGAUGAAAUUCCUCAGUUUCAUCGUUGGUUAAUUGAAUGGGCAAAACAAGCAUGUAAAGAAUACCGUAUUCGCAAAAGCGCUUUUGAACAGUUUUGCCAUUGUUCGACUGCAGGUGGACUAUCAGGACUAGAUUUACUAAAGAACCAUUCUUGUAAUUACGAACUUACACAGUACAUAGGAUGGAAUACAAUGGUAAAACAAUACAUGGACGGAUUUGAUAUAAAAUUUCAAAAGGUUAAAAACGCAUCUACAAACUCAUCAAUUUCUGAAAAUUCUGCACAGGAAUAUAUAAAAGGCAAAAUUGAGGGUAAUGAAUGCGAUUUUAAUGAUAUGGAAAAUAUAUACGAAAAAAUUACCAAUCGAAAAAAUAAAGAUUUUCAAGAAAUAUUAGGAAUAUUAUGUCCGAAUAAAAAAAUUGACAAAGAUAAAUCCAAAGAAAUUCUUGACGAAACAUCAUCAAAACCCAAAGAAGAAGAUACAUCUCACGUACAACCUCCACCCUUACCACCAAAACCUUCAACACCCGAGGUAGAACCCCUCCCUUCCGAUGAACCCUUUGACCCGACUAUCUUGCAAACAACCAUUCCUUUUGGAGUGGCGUUAGCAUUAGGAUCCAUUGCUUUUUUAUUUUUGAAGAAAAAAACCCUAUCCCCUGUGGACCUUUUCAGUGUUAUUAAUAUACCUAAAGGUGAUUAUAAUAUACCUACAUUGAAAUCAAGUAAUCGUUAUAUCCCCUAUGCUAGUGAUCGAUAUAAAGGUAAAACAUAUAUUUAUAUGGAAGGAGAUAGUAGUGGUGAUGAAAAAUAUGCAUUUAUGUCUGAUACUACUGAUAUAACUUCCUCCGAAAGUGAAUAUGAAGAAUUGGAUAUUAAUGAUAUAUAUGUACCACGUGCUCCUAAAUAUAAAACAUUGAUAGAAGUAGUACUAGAACCAUCCAAAAGUAAUGGUAACACACUAGGUGAUGAUAUACCACAUACAAAUAAAUUUACUGAUGAGGAAUGGAAUGAACUGAAACAUGAUUUUAUAUCACAAUAUGUGCAACGUGAAUCAAUGGGUGUACCACAAUAUGAUGUAUCAACGGAGUUACCAAUGAAUAUAGGAGGUAAUGUUUUAGAUGAUGGCAUAAAUGAAAAACCUUUUAUUAUGUCUAUUCAUGAUAGAAAUUUAUAUAGUGGAGAAGAAUAUAGUUAUAAUGUUAAUAUGGUUAAUAGUAUGGAUGAUAUUCCAAUUAAUCGUGAUAAUAAUGUUUAUAGUGGUAUAGAUUUAAUUAAUGACACGUUAAGUGGUAACAAACAUAUUGAUAUAUAUGAUGAAGUGCUAAAAAGAAAAGAAAACGAAUUAUUUGGGACAAAUCAUACGAAAAAAAAUACAUCAACCAAUAGUGUUGCAAAAAAUACAAAUAGUGAUCCUAUACUCAAUCAAAUAAAUUUGUUUCAUACAUGGUUAGAUAGACAUAGAGAUAUGUGCGAAAAGUUGAAAAAUGAUAAUGAGCGGUUAGCCAAAUUAAAAGAAGAGUGGGAAAAUGAGACACAUAGUGGUAACACUCACCCUAGUGAUAGUAACAAAACGUUAAAUACUGACGUUUCUAUACAAAUACAUAUGGAUAAUCCUAAACCUAUAAAUCAAUUUACUAAUAUGGAUACUAUCUUGGAAGAUCUGGAAAAAUAUAAUGAACCUUAUUAUGAUGUACAAGAUGAUAUUUAUUAUGAUGUAAAUGAUCAUGAUGCAUCAACUGUGGAUAGUAAUGCUGUGAAUGUUCCUAGCAAAGUACAAAUUGAAAUGGAUGUAAAUACUAAAUUGGUGAAAGAAAAAUAUCCUAUAGCAGAUGUAUGGGAUAUAUAA
Messenger RNA from Plasmodium falciparum 3D7, 8640 nucleotides. RefSeq names its product erythrocyte membrane protein 1, PfEMP1. The transcript is spliced from 2 exons. Bases 1 to 8640 code for a protein of 2879 amino acids. The record is from RefSeq and is a predicted model, not a curated record. Gene Ontology annotation, cellular component: membrane. Gene Ontology annotation, molecular function: host cell surface receptor binding. NCBI's taxonomy places the organism in Eukaryota, Apicomplexa, Aconoidasida, Haemosporida, Plasmodiidae.